Molecule: messenger RNA, 1953 nt
Organism: Cladocopium goreaui
Lineage: Eukaryota; Dinophyceae; Suessiales; Symbiodiniaceae
Source: the annotation of a GenBank genome assembly
AUGGGCCUUCGCCGAACGGGCGCCGCCUGCAGCGUGCGAGGCUAUUGUGAAGAGUCACAGGGGCCUGCCAUGUGCCUGGAAGGUAAUUGCUUUUGCCUUGAAGGGUCGGUCUUCCAAAAUGGCAAAUGUCAAGAGCCUGGUGGCGUCGUUAGUCCAGGAGGUCCAACGGAAGCCAAGGAGGUCAGUUCGACCUCCGGCGAAAUGCUGACCACCACAGAAGAACCAGAAGAUGAAGAGGAAGAGGAAGUAGAUCCGGAUUGUGGCAUUCCAAAAGCUGGCUCGGACUGUUUCAAGAAGGUGAAGUGGGCCAUGAGUGAUGGCAUCUAUGCCAACCCAUCCUGGUACCCUGGCGUUACGCCACAGUCUCCCUUCACCAUGUUUCAGGACUCCUUGUACCGCAGUGGCGAGGGUGGCUGUCCGCGCCCCUGUUCAGGUGGUUUGCCGCCGGAUCCACUGCACUAUCCCACCUCUGUGCUAACCCGGAAGAUGCGGGGCAUCAAGCCGCCCAAGCACCCCUUCGAGUACAACGGCAUCGAGUGGCCCAAGAUGACGAUUCGAGGGACGAACACCCAUGUCUUUGCCGUCGGGGAUUGGGGCGGCCUUGCCGGGACCUUGCCACACAACAGUCAGAUCAUCCAGUACAAAGGUGGACAGACCAUGGGCCCUCACACCAUGGGAAGAUAUCGCACCAACGCCAAGACGCACGAUUUGUCGUGUACCACUCCUGAAAUGGCUGACUGCUUUGGCACCAAUGGCACUGAUUGCCCUGCACGCUGUGGCUGGCUGAAGGAUGUUGAUGUCCCUGCGCAGCACCUAGUGGCAGAUCAGAUGAUCAAGAGGGCCAAGGCCAACAACCCAGACUACCUGCUGAACGUCGGGGACAACUUCUACUGGGGCGGUAUCUUUGGCAAGUGCGGUGAGACGCCAAUGUCCAAGGUCAACGAUGUCACCAGGGCGCAAUUCAACUGGAUCUACGAAAACGUCUACAAGGGCCCCGGCCUGGACGGCAAGCCCUGGCUCUCGGUGCUGGGAAACCACGACUGGGGAGGCCGCGAGAUGGACGCAGCCUGGGACCAACAGAUUGCCUACACCUGGGUCAGCAAACGAUGGGUGCUGCCAGCGCCCUACUGGAUGCAGACAGUGGACUAUGUGGACCAGGGCUUUACGGUGGAGAUUUUGAUGAUUGAUUCGAACAUCGAGGAUGCGGACGAAGAUACCUCCGCGAAUCCUGAGCACAACAUCUGUGGUAAGUUGCACAAUCCUCCUGGCUCCAGUUGUGCAAAGAUUGGUGGUCCAUCCAGUAUCGAGUCGUGUCACGACUGGUUCCAGAAACUCUGGGAUGAGGGCGCGACCUGGGCCACUGAGAAGCUCCAGAAGUCGGAAGCGCAUUGGCAGAUCAUGGUGACGCACUUCCCUUGCGGUCACAAGACGAAGUUUUACAAGGAGAUGCACUUGAAGUAUGGUCUGGAUCUGUUGGUCACGGGCCAUGCCCAUUAUCAGCUGAUGUAUUGGUCUCCUGAGAAGUUGGGAGGUUUGAAGUGCUUCAUCACCGGCGGCGGCGGCGGCAUCACCUCGGAAAACAACGUGGAGGUGGACAACCCCGACGACCAUCAGCCCUUUGAAAGCGAGUCGGAUGUGGAUGCGCUGAGGUAUGGAUUCUUCGAUCUCACCAUGACAAAGGAGUCCAUCAAGAUUGAAUCCAUCAAUUGGAGAGGGAACGUCAUCGAGACGGAGACGGUGGAGCCUUAUUUGGGCACCGAGACGCGCAAGGCGGAGCUGGAGCCCUGUGUCAUUCCGAAGCCGGGCUCGGACUGCUACAAGGUCAUCCAGUGGGCCAUGAAGGACGGGGGUUCACCAUGGACCCAUUUUUGGGGGCUAAGACACCAGCUGAAAAACAUGGGAACAAAAAUAUAUAUAUAUAUAUGGGAAUAUCAUGUCAUAAAGAUUUUUUAA